AUGCAAUCAGCUACAGGAUUAGUCCUAGGGACGAGAGAUGAGGAGAAACUGUACAUCUAUGACGUUAUUUUGACACCAAAUCCAGAGAAUACUCAGAAAGAUAUUAAACAGACAGGUCCUGAUUAAUAACCUUUGGAAUAAAAAGGCCUUCUUUAGCUUCUCAAUACAAAGUAUACAGAGUUCAACUACUCAGAUUGGCUUAGUGAAUUCAUUAAUUCAGUUGAUAGAAUGCUGACGACAGGUAUUGAAGUAGUAGGUUUGUUUACUUAUAGUUAGAGUUCAGAUCAUAAACAGCAAAGUUUCAAGAAAUUGAAUUCUUUAAUGACGAGGCUAUUCACUGUAGAUCCAGAAGAUGAAAAGGAAUAGGAAGCAAGUGAAAACUUAAAGCUUAAAAAGCCUUUGAAAGACCAGUACAUAUUGAUGAGUAUAUACAAUCAGAAAGUAGGCUAGUCAUUUGGUGAUAUAAACCUAUAUAUGAACAAUAAUCUGCUACAAAUAUCAGAGUAGAUUCGUAAUCACAAUAUCAUUGAUAGAAUUGUAUAUGCUACUAUGUGCUAUCCUGUCGACAUUUAACUAUCUUUUGCAAAAAAUGAUCCUAAAAUCAUGAGCUUUAGAGAAAUAAAUACCUUUGCUGAGGAAUAGCUUAAACAAGAAAUUAGUAAUUGUGCUAUACAAGUCAAUUAAUAAGUAGUUCUAACUAAAACAUAAGCAUCCAGUGUUAGCAUCCAAAGUAUUAUAGAAUGUUAAGGUAGCGAAGAACAAGUGUCAAUAAACUUUAGCUCAAAUGAUAAUAAGAAAUAAUCAGGGAAUAAAAAAGCUGCUAAGAGUGGAAAAUCUAAUCCUAAGGAUCAGGGAAUUAUAUUAUAGCAAUAUGAAAUUCCAGAAAUUGAAGUAAAAAAACUUAAUGGAUUUUUCAUUAAACCUAUUUCUGACAAUAUAAAAUAUGAGCAUCUGCUAAGAAUAAAGGGCAAUCUUCAUCUCAGUUGCUAUGUUAAUACUGAAAAAUAAUCACUGAAGGACUUAGUAAAUCUAUUGAUCGAAGAUAUGAGUGCUUAGUUCAGAUUGAGACUAGAAAUUCUUUACGAAGAAGCUUAAAAUAACAUUUCCCUUGUGAAUCCUUUUGAUCUCAAUACAGAUAACAUGACUAGAAUACAGCAAUUUGAUUUGUUACUUCCUAGAAAGUGCUACUUUAAGCUCCCAGAUCAUCUCAACGGUAUAAAGUCAAAACUCAUAUUUAAUGAUUACCUUCUCUUCUUUGAAAAUAACGCUGAAGCAUAAAAGCGACUAUUUGAAAGUACAGGACUCAUUCCAAGAGAUGGGGGUAAGUUGGAAUCUAAAGAAACUAUUUCAAAAGAGGAAUGCGAUAAAAAACUGCUGAAAAUAAAAAAUCCCAUUCUCUAGCAAAAGCAUGAUAUGUAAUAGAGGACUGAGUAAGCCAAGAAGGUAGACGCGUAGUUGAAUGAAGCUAAAAAGGAAAAGACUCCAAUGGAGAUCUCAUAUGAGCGCAGAUAAUAGUAUUUGCAGAGAUAGUUUAAUAUGAGAUUAGCAUUUUUCUUAGUCUGCUUUGUUAUGAUGAUGCUAUCUUACGGGUAUGUUUACUUUUAUUUAAUGUGA
Stylonychia lemnae is the source of this 1614-nucleotide messenger RNA. Lineage: Eukaryota; Ciliophora; Spirotrichea; Sporadotrichida; Oxytrichidae. The record is from the annotation of a GenBank genome assembly.